Messenger RNA from Racocetra persica, 343 nucleotides. The record is from the annotation of a GenBank genome assembly. NCBI's taxonomy places the organism in Eukaryota, Fungi, Glomeromycota, Glomeromycetes, Diversisporales, Gigasporaceae.
AUGACAUCUGGGGUCAUGCCGUUCUAUAAUAUAUCUCAUAAUGCACAGCUUAUUUUUAGAAUUUGCUCUGGUGAACGUCCAAAAAUUAUUGAAAAUACUCCACUUAAUUAUGAAAAUCUGAUGAAAUUGUGCUGGAAUCCUGAUCCAUCUCAACGAUUAAAUGGCGCAGAAAUUUUUAUAAUAAUUAAUGAUUGGAUCGAAAAUUUUGAAAAAAACCCUCAUGAAAUAAAAUCUAAUUAUGUAAAAGAUGCAAUAACCAAAUUUAAAGAACAUGAUAAGUUAAAAAUGACCACAUCAAAUGAUGAAGCCGAUCCAAUCUAUACUCAUCAUCCACAGUCCUAUA